Pseudophryne corroboree (corroboree frog) is the source of this 1902-nucleotide messenger RNA. Its product is annotated as spidroin-2-like. The record is from RefSeq and is a predicted model, not a curated record. The coding region runs from base 1 to 1902 and encodes 633 amino acids. NCBI's taxonomy places the organism in Eukaryota, Metazoa, Chordata, Amphibia, Anura, Myobatrachidae. The transcript has 2 exons.
AUGAGUGGAGCGGGGUCUCCCGGGGAGGAGCGGCAGCGGAUGAGUGGAGCAGGGUCUCCCGGGGAGGAGCGACAGCGGAUGAGUGGAGCAGGGUCUCCCGGGGAGGAGCGACAGCGGAUGAGUGGAGCAGGGUCUCCCGGGGAGGAGCGGCAGCGGAUGAGUGGAGCAGGGUCUCCCGGGGAGGAGCGGCAGCGGAUGAGUGGAGCAGGGUCUCCCGGGGAGGAGCGGCAGCGGAUGAGUGGAGCAGGGUCUCCCGGGGAGGAGCGGCAGCGGAUGAGUGGAGCAGGGUCUCCCGGGGAGGAGCGGCAGCGGAUGAGUGGAGCAGGGUCUCCCGGGGAGGAGCGGCAGCGGAUGAGUGGAGCAGGGUCUCCCGGGGAGGAGCGGCAGCGGAUGAGUGGAGCAGGGUCUCCCGGGGAGGAGCGACAGCGGAUGAGUGGAGCAGGGUCUCCCGGGGAGGAGCGACAGCGGAUGAGUGGAGCAGGGUCUCCCGAAGAGGAGCGGCAGCGGAUGAGGGGAGCAGGGUCUCCCGGGGAGGAGCGGCAGCGGAUGAGUGGAGCAGGGUCUCCCGGGGAGGAGCGGCAGCGGAUGAGUGGAGCAGGGUCUCCCGGGGAGGAGCGACAGCGGAUGAGUGGAGCAGGGUCUCCCGGGGAGGAGCGGCAGCGGAUGAGUGGAGCAGGGUCUCCCGAGGAGGAGCGGCAGCGGAUGAGUGGAGCAGGGUCUCCCGGGGAGGAGCGACAGCGGAUGAGUGGAGCAGGGUCUCCCGGGGAGGAGCGGCAGCGGAUGAGUGGAGCAGGGUCUCCCGGGGAGGAGCGGCAGCGGAUGAGUGGAGCAGGGUCUCCCGGGGAGGAGCGACAGCGGAUGAGUGGAGCAGGGUCUCCCGGGGAGGAGCGGCAGCGGAUGAGUGGAGCAGGGUCUCCCGGGGAGGAGCGGCAGCGGAUGAGUGGAGCAGGGUCUCCCGGGGAGGAGCGACAGCGGAUGAGUGGAGCAGGGUCUCCCGGGGAGGAGCGACAGCGGAUGAGUGGAGCAGGGUCUCCCGAAGAGGAGCGGCAGCGGAUGAGGGGAGCAGGGUCUCCCGGGGAGGAGCGGCAGCGGAUGAGUGGAGCAGGGUCUCCCGGGGAGGAGCGGCAGCGGAUGAGUGGAGCAGGGUCUCCCGGGGAGGAGCGACAGCGGAUGAGUGGAGCAGGGUCUCCCGGGGAGGAGCGGCAGCGGAUGAGUGGAGCAGGGUCUCCCGGGGAGGAGCGGCAGCGGAUGAGUGGAGCAGGGUCUCCCGGGGAGGAGCGACAGCGGAUGAGUGGAGCAGGGUCUCCCGGGGAGGAGCGACAGCGGAUGAGUGGAGCAGGGUCUCCCGGGGAGGAGCGGCAGCGGAUGAGUGGAGCAGGGUCUCCCGGGGAGGAGCGGCAGCGGAUGAGUGGAGCAGGGUCUCGAGGGGAGGAGCGGCAGUGGAUGAGUGGAGCAGGGUCUCCCGGGGAGGAGCGGCAGUGGAUGAGUGGAGCAGGCUCUCCCGGGAAGGAGCGGCAGUGGAUGAGUGGAGCAGGGUCUCCCGGGGAGGAGCGGCAGUGGAUGAGUGGAGCAGGGUCUCCCGGGGAGGAGCGGCAGUGGAUGAGUGGAGCGGCAGUGGAUGAGUGGAGCAGGGUCUCCCGGGGAGGAGCGGCUGCGCGGCGGAUGAGUGGGGCAGGGUAUCCCGGGGAGGAGCGGCAGUGGAUGAGUGGAGCGGCAGUGGAUGAGUGGAGCAGGGUCUCCCGGGGAGGAGCGGCAGUGGAUGAGUGGAGCAGGGUCUCCCGGGGAGGAGCGGCAGUGGAUGAGUGGAGCAGGGUCUCCCGGGGAGGAGCGGCAGUGGAUGAGUGGAGCAGGGUCUCCCGGGGAGGAGCGGCAGUGGAUGAGUGGAGCAGGGCGCUGAUGUGA